AUGGCGGCGCCGGGGGUGUCGAAGGCCGAGUACCUGCGGCGGUACCUGAGCGGCCCCGCCGAGCCCGCCCAGCCCCGCCGCCGCCGCAGGAAGAAGCCGCCGGGCGGCACCGGCAGAGCCGGCAUGCGGAUCGUGGAUGACGAUGUGAGCUGGAACAGCAUCGCCGCCGCCCCGGAGAAGGAGGAGGAGGACGACGAAGGGGACAUGCCUGUGGUGGCAGAGUUCAUUGAUGAGCGCCCCGAUGAGGUGAAGCUCAUGGAGGAAUUCCGAACAAACUCCAAAUGGAAGCUUCUAGGAGAUGAGGACUCGCAGAGUUCGGAUGUUUCAGGACCUGCCAAGUCUGGCUCCAGGCGGCGGCGCCACGACUCCCCAGAGCCCUCGCCCCCAGCAGGGAAACACAACGGCUCCUUGGAGCUCUCUCCUCCGAGACGGCAGCGCCACGACACCCCUGACCCCUCACCUCCCAGGCAAAGGCGUCAUGACACCCCUGACCUGUCCCCUCCCAGGAGACAGCGCCGUGACACCCCAGACCUGUCACCUCCCAGGCGACAGCGCCAUGACACCCCUGACCUGUCCCCUCCCAGGAGACAGCGCCGUGACACCCCAGACCUGUCACCUCCCAGGCGACAGCGCCAUGACACCCCUGACCUGUCCCCUCCCAGGAGACAGCGCCGUGACACCCCAGACCUGUCACCUCCCAGGCGACAGCGCCAUGACACCCCUGACCUGUCCCCUCCCAGGAGACAGCGCCGUGACACCCCAGACCUGUCACCUCCCAGGCGACAGCGCCAUGACACCCCUGACCUGUCCCCUCCCAGGAGACAGCGCCGUGACACCCCAGACCUGUCACCUCCCAGGCGACAGCGCCAUGACACCCCUGACCUGUCCCCUCCCAGGAGACAGCGCCGUGACACCCCAGACCUGUCACCUCCCAGGCGACAGCGCCAUGACACCCCUGACCUGUCCCCUCCCAGGAGACAGCGCCGUGACACCCCAGACCUGUCACCUCCCAGGCGACAGCGCCAUGACACCCCUGACCUGUCCCCUCCCAGGAGACAGCGCCGUGACACCCCAGACCUGUCACCUCCCAGGCGACAGCGCCAUGACACCCCUGACCUGUCCCCUCCCAGGAGACAGCGCCGUGACACCCCAGACCUGUCACCUCCCAGGCGACAGCGCCAUGACACCCCUGACCUGUCCCCUCCCAGGAGACAGCGCCGUGACACCCCAGACCUGUCACCUCCCAGGCGACAGCGCCAUGACACCCCUGACCUGUCCCCUCCCAGGAGACAGCGCCGUGACACCCCAGACCUGUCACCUCCCAGGCGACAGCGCCAUGACACCCCUGACCUGUCACCUCCCAGGAGACAGCGCCAUGACACCCCUGACCCCUCACCUCCCAGGAAAAGGCGUCAUGACACCCCUGACCUGUCACCUCCCAGGAGACAGCGCCAUGACACACCAGACCUGUCACCUCCCAGGAGACAGCGUCAUGACACACCAGACCUGUCACCUCCCAGGAGACAGCGCCAUGACACACCAGACCUGUCACCUCCCCGGCGGCAGUGUCAGGAUUUGUCUCCUCGGAGAGAGAAGCCGGGGUCCCCAAGUGGGAAAAGGAGCCGAACGAAAGGACGGGCUUCCCCUGCCCAGAAGGACCAGCACAGGUCACGGAGUCCCCCAGAGCGCUCCCCACACCGCCGGGAUGCCAAGGGCUCUCCCAAGAAGGCUGACACGAUGGCAUACGGGGUCAGAGCUGGCCUGGUGUCGGCCGAUGUGCUGCAGAGGGAGAAGCAGGAGCUCCGGAAGCACGAGAGGAGCACCAAGCACCUGGAAGAGGAAUCCCGGAACGCUCAGACCGUGUACCGAGACAAGUCCGGCCGCAAGAGGAACCUGGCCCAGGAGCAGCUGGAGCAGAGGCUGAAGGCUGAGGCAGAGUCCAAGAGAGAAGAGCAAUAUGCCAAGUGGGGAAAAGGGCUGGCACAGGAGAGGCAGCAGCAGCAGAACGUGGAGGAUGCAGUCAAGGAGAUGCAGAAGCCCUUGGCCCGUUACAUCGAUGACCAGGACCUGGAUCGAAUGCUGAGGGAACAGGAGAGGGAAGGAGACCCCAUGGCUGCUCUCAUCAAGAAAAGGAAGGCCAAGGAGAACAAGGAGAAAGAAAAACCCAGGUACAAGGGACCAGCACCUCCACUCAACAGGUUUAACAUCUGGCCUGGGCAUCGCUGGGACGGUGUGGACAGGUCCAACGGGUUCGAGCAGCAGCGCUUUGCCCGCAUUGCCAACAAGAAGGCGGUGCAGGAGCUCGCCUACAAGUGGAGCGUCGAGGACAUGUAGGGAGAGCUCCUGCAGGGACCCACAGGCACCACCCACAGAGCCCUGAGGAAUGGCCUGCUCUCCCUGGAACAAGCCCUGUCCUCGGCAUUCAGCAGCCCCCUGGACCUCCCUGUCAGCCAGAGCCUCCAGCUCUCUGGGGAGAACACCUCUUCUUGUUUGUUUUCUAACAAACUUCUGUUCCAUGCCAAAUGCUUUGACCUCUGAGGGUGGUUCCCAAGUCUUCAGGUGUCCUAAAUCUCAGGUGAAAAUCUGCUGAACACUUGGGCUUGGGAGGGUUCCCCUCGUGCAGUGGGUCAGACUGCUCCAGAACUCAGGUUAAGUUGAACUUCUGAACUUUUGUUAAGUUUAUGCAGUUAUUUUGCCAUGCAGAUCAUGCAGGAACUUCACCAACGUGCAGGAAAGCUCAAACUCAGCUUCUCCUGACCCUGUCCAAACAGGAAACCGAGCAGGGAAUGCUCUGGCACUGGAAGAAUGACCUGCAGUGCUGCAUUGGGCAGCAAGAUCUUCAGGAGCCUCAGCAAUUCUUCAGGGGUCCAUUUCUAGUGGAAGUAAAUGUGUAGAGAAUCAGGACUUAAGACCUGGAAUUGCUUCCCCCCUGGUUUGGAGCAGCUGGUCCCCCCCAGACCCCUCUGGAUUUGGGGCUGAUCUCAGCACUUCCCCCACGCUGCUGCCUGGGGCUCGCUCGGGGGGGACGUGUGGCAGCCCUUCUCCUGUGAUCAGAUUUGUCAGUCUCAGAGCUGGAGGCCAGGCAGAGCUUCCCUUGAUCCCUGUGUGCCAGAAAGCACUUGUGGAAAUAAGUACAGUUGUUCUUGUUGAGGUCCCAGGGAGCAGGGAUGAAAUGCAGGCAGCAGUUUCCAUGGAGAUGCCUUGGCUGCAGCAGUGGGCAGGGGCAGGGCAGGAUCGCUCUUUCCAGGGAUUCUCCA
Messenger RNA from Pseudopodoces humilis (Tibetan ground-tit), 3257 nucleotides. RefSeq names its product BUD13 spliceosome associated protein (gene BUD13). Gene Ontology annotation, biological process: mRNA splicing, via spliceosome. Lineage: Eukaryota; Metazoa; Chordata; Aves; Passeriformes; Paridae. The record is from RefSeq and is a predicted model, not a curated record. Gene Ontology annotation, molecular function: RNA binding. Gene Ontology annotation, cellular component: RES complex; U2-type spliceosomal complex.